AUGUUCCCGGGCGCGGAGAGGAAAGGCCCCCGCCGGGUGCCCGCGGCGCGCCUGAGGCGGCGUGACUCCGUCCCGCUGAAAGCAAGCAGACGCGGCGCGGGGUGGGCAAGGUCGCGCCCCUCUUUCUACUCCCUUUCUUAUAUCAAGAGGGGAAAAACACGGAACUACCUCUACCCGAUCUGGUCACCGUACGCCUAUUACCUCUACUGUUACAAAUACCGGCUCACCCUCCGGGAGAAGAUGCUGCCUUGUUACAAAAGCAUCAUUUAUAAGGAACAGGAGGACUUGACACUCCGGCCCCGUUCCUGCCUUCAGUGCUCCGAGUCCCUAGCAGGCCUCCAGGGGGGCAGGCGCACCGAGCAGGCUGACGGUGACCAGCUUAAAGAAUUGUACUCGGCUGGUAACCUGACGGUCCUUGCGACUGACCCCCUGCUCCAUCAGGACCCGGUGCAGUUAGACUUCCACUUCCGCCUCACCCCCCGGACCUCUGCCCAUUGGCACGGACUUCUCUGUGACCAUCGACUCUUCCUGGAUAUUCCCUAUCGGGCCUUGGAUCAAGGCAACCGGGAAAGCUUGACCGCAACACUGGAGUAUGUGGAAGAGAAGACCAAUGUGGGCUCCGUGUUUGUAAACUUCCAAAAUGACCGCAACGACAAAGGUGCCCUGCUUCGGGCCUUCAGCUACAUGGGCUUUGAGUUGGUCAGACCAGAUCACCCCGCCCUUCCUCCCUGGGACAAUGUCAUCUUUAUGGUGUAUCCCCUUGAAAGGGACCUGGGCGACCUGCCCAGCGAGCCUCCCUGAACACGCUGAUUCCUACAGGCUGGGAGCCCUGAUCCAUGGGACCCAGGGACCCAGGAUGUGAUUGAGGACACCUUCCUCCCACCUAGGAAUAAAGGGCAGUGCAAUCUCCAAGUGUUCCUGUUUCCUGGGGGCAGGUGGGCUUGGCUGGAGUGGGCCGUGGGCCUUAGAGCUGGGUUCACUGUAGGAGGAGCAUUUAAUGACUGAACAGAUCAGCGGGACCUGAACCAAAGAGGGAAGGGACCCAGGGAUUUAAGGCUCCUUUUGCGUCCCCCCCACCCCAAAGCCAUUUCCCCAUUUUUUUCUAACCCUUUCCUGAGCACCGGCCAGGAGCAAGAACCAAGCCUUCCGGGGAGAUUUUCAUCCACAUAUUUGAGUUCAAAUGGCAGACAAGUGCUAAUGCCUUGUCUUUGGAUGUGGGGAUUGGAGAAGGAACACUUGGGUCCCGCGGCUUUGGCUCAAGGGGAUGUCCAUAGACACAGUAAGAACUAGGAAGCGUGGAAGAGGUCAUUCCAGACAGCAGGAAAGUACAGGGUUAUACUGGAAGCACACAAGGAGCCCAUCAGAAUGGGGGAAACUGAGAAGAACUAAAGGCCACAUUAAAG
Hipposideros armiger (great roundleaf bat) is the source of this 1403-nucleotide messenger RNA. RefSeq names its product ornithine decarboxylase antizyme 3 (gene OAZ3). Gene Ontology annotation, molecular function: ornithine decarboxylase inhibitor activity. The record is from RefSeq and is a predicted model, not a curated record. Gene Ontology annotation, cellular component: nucleus; cytoplasm. Gene Ontology annotation, biological process: positive regulation of protein catabolic process. NCBI's taxonomy places the organism in Eukaryota, Metazoa, Chordata, Mammalia, Chiroptera, Hipposideridae.